Molecule: messenger RNA, 1101 nt
Organism: Talaromyces stipitatus ATCC 10500
Lineage: Eukaryota; Fungi; Ascomycota; Eurotiomycetes; Eurotiales; Trichocomaceae
Exons: 2
Coding region: 1-1101 (366 amino acids)
Source: RefSeq, a predicted model, not a curated record
AUGGAUUGGUCAUUCGCGAAGCACAUUUGGUCGCCGUGUUGCAAAUUUAAACUUGGUAACCAAAAGGAAAUCGUCACCGUGCAUUCGGCGCCUAUAGCAGAUCUGUCGCCUGCGUUGGCUGAUGUUCUGAAUAAUAAGCCUGGAUAUAUCGACUGGCCGGAGGUGACCAAGGAAACUUUCACUCGGCUUUGCGAAUUUGCCUAUUUGAAUGACUAUACACCACCGGCAAGUCGAGAAAUCGAAUCUCGUCGAUCUGAAGCAGUACAUGAAUCUGAGGCUGAGGCUAAGAAUGAUGUACCUGCACCCGAACCUGAACCCGAACCUGAACUCGAACCUGAACUCAAAUCUAAAUCCGAACCUGAUCCUGAACCUGAAGAUGCACCCGAGAUUUGGCCAGAGCCUGAGACAUUAGAGAGCGAUCGAUGGGGGACGCCUAGCAUGAGCUUUAGCAGCUACAAGAAAAACAAGAAAAACAGGAAAAAGAAAGGUACUCUGGAUCCAAUGCAGGACAUAGUUCCGGAUCCGCCUAAACCUACAGCUACAUGGUGGCAGCAGAUUUCACCGCAUCAAAAGGAAAACGUGCGAGACGACUACACUAAUGGCGUUUGGCCCUCUGAACCAGAUAAUCACGAGCCAGUAUUACCUGUUACAGAACGGACCAUUCGAUACAGCGAACUUCGGAACAUGUUCUCACAGUUGACGUACACUCCAAAAAGACAGAUCCAUCAAUUCCAACCAAAACCGAAUGCAAAGCCAACAGAGGACUUCACACCCGUGUUUCUAGGACACGCCGAGCUCUAUAUUCUAGCUCAUGGAUAUGAUAUCAAGGAUCUUCGAGAACUAAUCCUUCUCAAACUCCAGCAAACGCUGCAAGACUUCAUCGUCUAUGAAACAAGCGUGGCGAGUAUUCUAGAUUUCGUUCGAUUUGCAUAUAAAAGAAAAUCAAAGACCGGAGAAAUGAAGGGAUUGAGACGUCUGGUGACCGUCUAUGUGGUGUCGAUUCUAGGUCAGAUUGGUGACCGAGAGGAAUUUCAGAGUUUGUUAGCUGAAGGAGGAGAUUUUGUAGUAGACUUUUGGCGCACUAUAUGGACUGGAUUUUGA